This is a messenger RNA of Oikopleura dioica, 1137 nucleotides long. The record is from the annotation of a GenBank genome assembly. Lineage: Eukaryota; Metazoa; Chordata; Appendicularia; Copelata; Oikopleuridae.
AUGCCCGGCUCGGCAAGAAGUUUGGAGUGCGUGAGAUGCAAUAGUUACAUUGAUGUUGAAAACUCGCAUUGUUGGUCUCCAAAUCAUGACCUUCUCGUUUCUUGUCCGGAUCGACUUGAUGGGACAAAACCGAUGUGCUUGACGGAAAUCAGAGUAAUGAGAACACGAAAGAAUCUUGAGCUCGUCGAUUUGAGAAGAGAGUGUUACUAUGGAUUUGAGCCGGAAGUUUCGAUUGUCAGGCAGGAUAUUUGCAGGGAAAAUUUCUGCAAUACAUUUUCUUUGCCAAAAAAAUCUGAAGAUAUGUUCUCAGUGGAAAUGUCUUAUGAAUCGCAAAAGCGGCAAAAAGAACCGCUUUCUUGCAUCUCGUGUUCGGGAAAAGAUACUUGCUUGAAUCCAACUUUGAGAAUGAGAACAAGCUCAACUGAAAAUUGCGAAGCCUACUACGACUGGCCAGGUUGUUUUCUGGAAUCAUGGAUGAACGAUGACGGAGAACUUUCUUCAAUAAGACGGGGCUGCUACGAUUUCUCCCAAAAACCCGGCGAAUCUUUCACAGAAUUUAUUCAGACAAAGACUUGCGAUGAAAACAAGUGUAACAACGAUCAACCGGAUUUCAAGAAAAAGUUUUCGACUGAUUUUGAAGGAAGUGGAGAUGACGAUCAAAAUGACGAUGAAGAAAUCGACGACACAUUUUUUGACGGGAUCUUUUCGACGAUUCAUUCGACAGAAAAGGACUUGGAUGAUUCAAUCACAACUGUAGUCACUAUUGGAACGGAAAAGUAUGAGACAGCAUCUGGCGAUGGCGAGGAAGACUAUUUCUCAGGAAGUGGGGAUGGAGAAGAAAAAGACUCGGUUUUUAUCCCAGAGAUCAUCAGUGUAGCUCAACAGUGGACAGAGAAAACACAGAAAACAACAACAGUAACUGUUGCUUCAACAGAAGUCUUCGAACCCGAGAUUGUUGAUCCAAAGAAGAACAUAAAAGAUGAAAAGGGACCAAAACCAAGCCCAGCUGAAGAGAUAACCGUUUACAUUGGAUAUGGAGAGCCGGUUUCUGAAGAAAUUACAAGCAAGAAAACAUCGGCUGCGAGUCGACUUGGCAUACCUUCUGUACUUUUUGUUGCUAGCAUGUUUCUUUUGUAG